AUGUCCCGCUCAAGAAACGGCUGCUCAACGUGCAAAAGACGCCACCGGAAAUGCGACGAGACAAAACCAUCAUGUCGUGAAUGUCAAAAGAACAACCUAGACUGCGAAGGCUAUGCGUUGAAGUUACAGUGGGAUGUAGGCGUUGCGUCGAGGGGCAAACUCACGGGUUCUUCACUUCCUGUUCUAGGGACUGGUAGUGAGAGGAAGAGGCAGAGGGUGGAAAUUGAUGGUGUGGAGGGGCCUUUUGGGCAGUUCCAGGCCUUGCCACUGGGUUAUGUUGAGAAUAGCCCGGUGUCAGGUUUGAUGGAUAUGCAGUACCCUGUGAUCGAGACUGAAGAGCCACAGUGGUUACAACGGAGAAGCGACCAUGAAAAGCAUCUCUUCAAAGAAUUUAUACAAAAAACCGUAUUCCUCUUCUACUCCACCUCCACAGAAGAUCCAUUCCCUCUUGAACUCCAACGCCUCGCCCUCCAAAACGAACCACUAUAUCUCGGCCUAAUCGCCACACACGUAUACAACACCAACCCCCGGAACCCUCCACCGUUAUUCCACGAUCUAUGUAAUCAAAGCCUCCGUCUUUUUCGCGAGCAGCUAAGUGGGUUUGAUGGGACGUUAGAUGAGGGAUUGAUUAAUGCGGGUGUAUUCCUCUGCACACUCCACCUGUUUCAAGGAAUUCCAUGGACAGCGCAUCUGAAUUCCAUGAUGUGGGUAUACCAUCUCUUCCCGCAGUCCAAAAACGCACAUCUCAUUGGAGAUCUGGAAUAUCGCUUCUCGCUUGAGGCCAUGGCGAUAAUGGAUAUUCCCACUUUUGUCCGUGGACGCGAUACACCAACCCUUGGAAUCUGGGGUUUUCUGCGCUCCGCUCAAAAAGCGUCUUUAACGGGACUUGUCGGUGGUGUCGAAAGUGUCUCGGGCUUACCGCGAAGCCUUCUCGAUAUUUUCGGGAGAAUGGCACAUGAUGAUGUGGAGAAGGACUUUGCAGAUUGGGAAGGGCACGAGGGGUCUAUUCCGCACGUUCAUCUCUGGGAGGCCUUUCGGAUAUCGGGAAUCUUGAUUUCUCGACGACAAAAGCGCACACAAACUAACUCACCAUCUAACGAGAUGCUAGUCUGUCGUCUAGUAGCUGCCCUCGACGCAUUGUACGAAACUCGCAAACGCGAAGAGUACACGCACAUCCUCGCUACAAACAGCAUGCUAUAUCCCUACACCGCAGCCCGUCUCGAAGUAACAAUUCUCCAAACACGACCAUCCUGGGUCCGCACGCUCCGUCGGUGCGGAAGUAUCUGUGACGCAUACCGCGACACGCCGAAUGCGAUAAUUUUAGAGGAGAUACUAGAUAAGGCGUUGGAAAGGGGUGAUAAUGAAGUUGAUCUUGAUAGAGAGACGAAAGCCAGAGGUGUAGAGUUGAGUCGCUCUGAGAUCAUCCUCGUUCCAACACCUUCACAAGACCCCAAUGAUCCAUUAAACUGGAGCAAAGGACGAAAAUCAUGGAACUUCACCCUCGUUCUCGCCGUAACAGUAGCAUUCUUCUCAGCCAUCGUCAUGCAAAUGGUCCUCUGGCAACAAAUGAUCAUCGACAUGCACGUAACCUACGACCAACUCAACUACGGCGUCGCCUUCAACUCAGCUGGUCUCGCCCUCGGAAGUUUCCUCUUCAUCCCACUCGCUCGAAAAUACGGUUCGCGUCCUUGCUACAUACUAUCCACUGGGCUCACGGCUGCUGUGUCGUGGUGGAGUGGCAGGAUGGAGACGGUGGGGGAGAUGUAUGUUACGAAUUUCCUGUCGGGGCUGGCGGCGAGUAUUAAUGAGACCAUAUCCGAGAUCACGAUUGCGGACUUGUUCUUUGUUCAUCAAAGGGGUACUGCCAAUGGGUUUUACAUCAUGGCUGUCAUGGUAGGCCAAUUCGUCUGUCCCUGCAUUGUGGGCGUUCAAGCAGCUGCUCAAGACUGGCGAUGGACAUACUACACCACCGGCAUCGUCCUAACCAUUCUCUUCCUCCUAUUCAUCUUUUUCUUUGAAGAAACAAAGUUCAUCCCCGUAACUGUUGGCGAAACACGCAACACCUUAAGCCAGGGCCCACCUACACUCAAAAACUUCAAAGAUUCCUCAACUCGAGCAGACGUCCAAGACUCAGACUACACCUCAGAAACCCAUCCCCCGAGACUUACAUACAAACAAAAAAUGCGCUUCAUAACACGCACAGACGAACCUCUUUGGCGAAACUAUCUCGUCCCCCUCAAAAUGUUUCUCUUCCCGCAUGUUCUCUUCUCAGCGCUUCAAGUAGCCAGCUGCGUCGCCUUUCUUAUCCUCCUCACAUCUUCUAUCUCCAUGAUCUUCUCCGCACCGCCGUAUAACUUCAACACAGCUGGUGUAGGGCUCAUGUCGCUUGGGCCGUUUGUGGGGAACUUUUUAGGAAGUGUUUAUGGUGGUGUGCUGGGGGAUUGGGUUGUUGUUCAGUUCGCGAAGAGGAAUAAGGGGAUUUUUGAACCGGAGAUGAGAUUGUAUAUUUUGCUGUUGCCGGCGCUUCUUAUGGGUGGGGGGCUUGUUUUCUUCGGAAUAUCUGCUGACAAGGGUUGGCACUGGAUCUACCCCAGCAUUGGAGGCGCCAUGUUUGGCUUUGGUAUGGCGUCCAUGAUCGAUAUAUCAUGCACAAUCGUCAUCGACAUCUACCAAACCCUUACAGCAGAAGCCUUCAUCUCCGUCACAUUCAUCCGCAACAUCCCUUCCAUCGGGGUACCAUUUGGAGUCGUUGGCUGGAUAUCAUCCAUCGGCAUCUCAAAGCUCUUCAUCAUCAGCGGAUGCGUCGCUACCGGUGUCUGUCUACUAUUCAUACCAUAUGCCGUUUGGGGCAGACGUGUUCGUGAAAACACAUGGCAGAUGUAUGAGUCUGUACGGGAGUUGAAGGGAGCAGCUCGACACUAG
Messenger RNA from Fusarium verticillioides 7600, 2922 nucleotides. RefSeq lists its product as hypothetical. Gene Ontology annotation, biological process: regulation of DNA-templated transcription; transmembrane transport. NCBI's taxonomy places the organism in Eukaryota, Fungi, Ascomycota, Sordariomycetes, Hypocreales, Nectriaceae. Bases 1 to 2922 code for a protein of 973 amino acids. The transcript is spliced from 9 exons. Gene Ontology annotation, molecular function: zinc ion binding; transmembrane transporter activity; DNA-binding transcription factor activity, RNA polymerase II-specific. The record is from RefSeq and is a predicted model, not a curated record.